This is a messenger RNA of Atta colombica, 1965 nucleotides long. RefSeq names its product signal transducing adapter molecule 1 (gene Stam). The transcript has 10 exons. Gene Ontology annotation, cellular component: ESCRT-0 complex. NCBI's taxonomy places the organism in Eukaryota, Metazoa, Arthropoda, Insecta, Hymenoptera, Formicidae. Gene Ontology annotation, molecular function: ubiquitin binding; phosphatidylinositol binding. The coding region runs from base 160 to 1779 and encodes 539 amino acids. The record is from RefSeq and is a predicted model, not a curated record. Gene Ontology annotation, biological process: protein transport to vacuole involved in ubiquitin-dependent protein catabolic process via the multivesicular body sorting pathway.
UGUUAGUGCGGCGGAGUGGAAUAUCAUCAUUUGCUUUGCCGGACGUUUGUGAGUAAAUAUCAGCUGGAUGCAUAGCGCUAUUCCGCGAUAGCGUGCCGACGUGCGAGCGCGACGACAUUAGGGAUCUUCACGGCUGUUCCACGAGAGAGAGCCACGACGAUGGGCCUCUUUCAGACCUCCUCGCCCUUCGACGCUGACGUCGAAAAGGCAACUAAUGAGAACAAUGUAACGGAAGAAUGGGGAAAGAUAAUGGAUAUUUGUGAUAAAGUCGGCACCUCCAGUCAAAACGCUAAGGACUGUUUACGUUCUAUCGUUAAAAGAUUAUACUGUCAGGAUCCUCAUGUGGUCAUGCAAGCUAUAACAUUGUUAGAUGCUUGCGCCAGUAAUUGUGGAAAAGUUUUCCACUUGGAAAUUGCGUCCAGAGAUUUUGAAAAUGAUUUAAGAAAGCUUAUUAACCAUCCACAACCGAAAAUAGUAGAUAAAAUCAAAACACUUUUGAAAAAAUGGGUAGAAGGUGAUUUUAAGACAGAUCCACAAUUGAAUCUAAUUCCAAGUUUAUAUAACAAACUGAGAAGCGAAGGCUAUGAUUUUUCUUCUGUUUCGGAUACGCCAAAACGUUCUAGCACUUUAAGCAGAGAUCCUAAUGUAGUAACAAAUUCGCAAGAAGAAUCAGAUAUCGCAAGAGCCAUACAACUUUCGUUACAAGAAAGUAAAACUCAUACUCAAAGCACUUCAUCGCAUAGCUCGCCAGCCUCUAAAAAAAGCACUAGUUUAUAUCCUAGUAUGAAUUCUGUGGUUGGAGCAUCUAACACUUCUCAAGAAGGCAGAAAAGUACGUGCUCUAUAUGAUUUUGAAGCUGCAGAGGAUAAUGAACUGACAUUCUUAGCAGGAGAAAUAAUUAACAUUUUGGACGAUUCUCAUCCAAAUUGGUGGAAAGGUAGUAAUCAAAGAGGCGAAGGACUUUUUCCCUCCAAUUUUGUUACUGCUGAUUUGUCUGUUGAACCAGAAGAAUUUACAAAAUUGGAACAUAGUAACAAGAAAUUAGUGCAAUUCGCAGAAGAAGUAGAAGUAAAAAUGGUAAAACGUGAACCUGAAGUGGUGGAAGUUGAAAUAGAUGAAAAGAAAAUGGAUAGAUUAUUACAUCUGCUUCACGAAGCUGAUCCACAAUGUGAUACCUCCGAUCCUCAGGAAAUGCUCGAUUUAGAAGAACAAGUCACGGCAAUGGGACCUUUGAUCGACGCGGCUUUGGAAAAAGUAGACAGGCGGCAUGCGCAGCUUACUCAAUUAAGUUCUGAUUUGGUCGACGCUCUUAAUUUGUAUCACACCUUGAUGAGAGAACCUCCAACGCCGUCUGGUUACACUUUGCCUAAAAUGCAGCCACAUAUAAAUCCUUAUCCAUUCCACAAUCCGGGACCACCACCAACGCAUAUGUUUAAUGGUAUGCCGCCUUCUCCGUUCCCCACUGGAGCUGCCUCAGGUCCGGUGGGACCAUAUAACGCGAAUUUGCCAAGCACCGAGUACAUGGGUCCUACCAGUAUGCCAAACAUGACUUUACCCCAACAUUUUCAUGUUCAAUCAGGAUCCCGCCAACAUCCACCUGGACACUCACAAGGGUCAUCUUUGCCGCCGCCUGAUCAAACUAAUCUACCUUAUCAACCACAAGGCAGAUAUCCACCUCAAAGCGGCCCAGCACCCGGGCCAUAUGGUCCGCCUGGACCUACAGGACCUAUAAAUCAGCAAUCGCAAUAUGCUCCACCAAACGGGCAACACAUGAUGUAAAGCAAAAUUAUGCGUUACAAACUCAUCUUGUACUCUAAUUCAAGCUGUACAAUAUUACUAUAUUAUAAUUAUUUAAAUAAACAUACCCAAAGUAGCCAAAGAUAAUGGGUUUUUAAUAAAAAUUUUAUGUUUUAGGAUGUACUAUUUUAUAAGUAUGUACAUGCAAUUAGGAAAAGCAAAGCAGAA